Penaeus chinensis is the source of this 3513-nucleotide messenger RNA. RefSeq lists its product as uncharacterized. The transcript has 24 exons. Lineage: Eukaryota; Metazoa; Arthropoda; Malacostraca; Decapoda; Penaeidae. Bases 1 to 3513 code for a protein of 1170 amino acids. Gene Ontology annotation, molecular function: protein binding; serine-type endopeptidase activity. Gene Ontology annotation, biological process: proteolysis. The record is from RefSeq and is a predicted model, not a curated record.
AUGAUUUUCUAUGCUAUAUUCUUCAAGUUUGAGGACAUACAUAGAAUGGUAUAUGGUCACAAGCUCCAGCUGCACUUUAGAUUGCACAAUAUUUACGUGGUUAAGAAAAGAAGACGAGUUGUGUUCACCGUAUCUAGAGAUGCCGGUAUCUGUGUAGAACGGCCAGGCUAUAGUUCGAACACGGGUGAGACGUUUCAACUGUCGCCUGGAGGUUACUUCUGUGGUUGGGUACCACGGCGGGUAAAGACUGAGUCGAGUCAGAACAAGCUGGUUCACGGUGUUCGAGUCGGCAUUACACUACUACAACACAUGAAGGCUACGUCAUGGACCGGCAUAAACGUCGGCCAAGCCCCAACGACUGAAACAAUGGCAAGUGGCAACCGGAACUCUGGCCGUCAUAAUCGCACAUCCGGAAGAUGGGAAGCUCGUUUGGAAACGCGAGUGGCGGCCGGUCGCUGGCCUUGUUCUACGUUGGAUAUAGAAAUCCCGCACAGUUGUCGUUAUUCGUCGCACCAAGUAGUUGAGGUUUCUGACUUCCGCAGAUAUGCAAAGGAAGCAUAUGAGCACAUAAUCGAUCUCCUAAUUGACACUAUUACAGGCAUGGCAUCAAUCAUGGCAGUGCAUCAUUUCCGGGAUAUGCAACAAGUCAUCGUUUUUAUAUUUCUGUUAAAUUUGCAAAUCCUGAUGAUUUCGUCACUGCCGAUUUAUUCGCCGGAUAGGUCUCUCAACUAUAGCAAUAUCGCGCCCAAGGAGCGCCGAACUGAGGCCUGCCCUUUCCCCUCGGAUGCCAAAUACCGCUGCGAUGAGGAAUUCGACUGCCUGGACUUUGCUGAUGAGCGCGGAUGUGGAAGUUGCCAAGGCAAAGAAUUAUCUUGCACCGUCAACUCACGGCCUCGCUGUAUAUCCGACACUCGAGUGUGCGAUGGACGUCCUGAUUGCGACGAUGGCAGCGAUGAACACCUUUGCAGUCGUUUAAUUAGUGACCUGAACAAUUACAAGGAGCACGAGCCUGUGCGUAGGAAGGGUUACGUCCAAGUUAAGAGAAAUAACAAAUGGCAAAUGAUGUGUUUCGCAAUAUUCUCACAUGCCAACUACGCUCAUCAUCGUAAAUUUCUCCUUGAUGUAUGUCAGGAUAUAGCUGGUAGUUCUAGAUGCGGCAAGGAUACUCUAAAAGUCCUUAAUAUCCAUAAAUAUAUGUCGUCAAAAGAGCCGUCUCAAAUAGACUUCUUAGAAAUGAAUUCACAAGGAAAACUUGUGGAAGAUUCAUUCUGCUCCACGUCCCUCAUCGGUUACUUGACGUGCGCUCAGCCUUGCGGGGGUGACCGAAGAACACGCAGGGACGCCGGCGACACUCCCCCAGGCAUGAACAGCUCGCUUGGCGCCGCAGUCCCGCCGGCGAGCCACACAGCGCCGCAACAACAGGACGCGGACCAGGACGACGACGCUUACUGGGAGCAGAUGUCCCAAAGGUUCCUGAAUCAGGAGCAAGAGCAGGGCGACAUGGAUUCACGAAUAGUAGGCGGUACCAUUGCAGACAGGAAGGACUGGCCAUUCAUCGUUUCCAUAAUUUACGGGGGUUCUCAUUUUUGUGGCGGGAGCAUCAUCACUGCAGAAUGGGUACUGUCAGCUGCCCAUUGCUUAUACAGUUUGAAAACCUCACUGCAUUGGCGUGUGGUCGAGGUACAGGCUGGCAUGAUUAGACGGUUCUCCUGGUCGCCUUACGAGCAAACGUCAACAGUGUCUCAUGUCACAUUCCACCCUGGAUAUAAUACGUUAUCUUCAGACAACGACAUCAUGAUGAUGAAGAUGACAACUCCAUUCCACUUUAACAGGUGGGUGCAACCUGUUGCUUUGGCAAAUAGACACGAUGUUGUAGACAAGAUGUGCAGCGUGGCAGGCUGGGGCACUCUUACGGAAGGCGGAGCAUUACCCAACGAAUUGCAAGAAGUGGAUGUUCCAUUACAUGAUAGGUGUCCAAGAUUUUACAGAGUGCCUGACCAGCAUUUUCUGUGUGCUGGUUAUCGUCAAGGAGGGAAGGAUUCAUGUCAAGGAGAUUCCGGAGGGCCCAUGAUAUGUAAAAGCAAUAAGAAGGGCUGGGAAGUAUAUGGUGUGGUCUCCUUCGGUCUUGGUUGUGCAAGAAUGGGUCUUCCAGGUGCCUAUACGAAAGUGCCUUUUUACUACAGGUGGAUCCAGGCAGCGAUGGCUACGAAUUCUCAGGACAUGUUUUCACUUCAUCAAUCGUGUGGCGAUACGUGCUGGCUUAGGAUGGGGUCAUGUUUACACUACGCUGAUUGUAAUGAUAAUUGCUGGGAUUUGAAUAGAAGAUGCAUUUCAAAAGGUAUGAAUAUCAGCGCUACAAUCCCUCCGUUUCAUAAAUCAGCAACAUUGUCUCCACCAGAAGAGGUUCAGUUUACAAAACCUUGUCCGGUAGGCAUGUCGUCAUGCACAGUAUCCGACGAAUGCUACUUUCCAAAGCAAAGGUGUGAUCGGGAGGUUAACUGCAAUGAUCUGUCCGAUGAACUGAACUGCACCUGUCUCAUGCGCACUGCAAAUGAAUAUCAGUGUGAUGGGUACCCGGACUGCCCUGAUUUCUCGGAUGAGCGUCAUUGUGUGAAUAAAGACGAAGGAUGCAGUGAGGGAGAAAUGUGGUGCACAAAAGCAGGGACACCAACCUGUGUUAAUAAGGAUAAACAGUGUGAUGGACUACAAGACUGUGAUGAUAACUUGGAUGAACAUCUGUGCAUGCGCCUGGUCUCCGACACGCAUGAUUCUAGUGAUUCAUCAUUCAUCAUAAAGCAAUCAGGCUUUCUGCAAAUAAGGAGGAUGGGCCUUUGGCUGCCUUUUUGUUCAUCCCGGCUACAAAACUACACUGCUUUAGUAAGCAAAGUGUGCAGCGAUAUAGUUGGACAUGAAAACUUACAUAUUUCCCACCUGAAGCCCAUCCAAACUUCGAACGAACUAAAAUCGCAGACUUGGACAAGACUUUCAUUCCGCAACAGCAGUCUUGUUGUGGUAAAUGCAUGCGACAGCAACCUCGGCCUCCUGAUAGCAUGUGCUGAACCCAAAUGUGGAAGCCAGUAUGCAUAUCAUAUCGGGCACAAGAGUGCACAAUCUGGGCAUUUACUCGGAUCAAAAUAUUUCCUCGGUUUGGGUAGCAGGGCAGGGCUGGCUAGUGAUAUGGUCACUUCGAAUGCUGAACCGGAGAUGUGGGGUUUCUUGGUGAUGAUAUUGCGGGAAGGUCUGCCUACCUGCCUUGGCUCCAUUCUCGACUCGAGGUGGAUCUUAACAGCUGCUGUGUGUGUUGAAGAGUACGACCAGUACUUCUAUGAGGUCAAAGCUGGAAUGUUGCGAAGGAAUUCAACGUCUCCCUAUGAACAGAUUUCCAAUGUGAAUGAAAUCAUUAACGGUCAACAUGGAGAGCUUGCCCUCCUCAGGCUAGCAAUACCACUCCAUCUGAACAGGUGGGUGCGAUUUGAACCAGAGAAUGUGAUCUCUAGAAUUGCGAAUGGCUGA